Impatiens glandulifera is the source of this 3851-nucleotide messenger RNA. Its product is annotated as nodal modulator 1. The coding region runs from base 51 to 3635 and encodes 1194 amino acids. NCBI's taxonomy places the organism in Eukaryota, Viridiplantae, Streptophyta, Magnoliopsida, Ericales, Balsaminaceae. The transcript is spliced from 26 exons. Gene Ontology annotation, cellular component: endoplasmic reticulum membrane. Gene Ontology annotation, molecular function: carbohydrate binding. The record is from RefSeq and is a predicted model, not a curated record.
CCAACAGGCACCAUUCUCCCUUCACUUCCGUUCGAGUUCUCCUCCGAACAAUGGCGUUCGGAAGCUUCCUUCUUACAGUCUUCUUGUUGAUACUAUCUGCAGCUACAAUCACCUUCGCGGAUUCGAUCCAAGGUUGUGGCGGUUUUGUAGAGGCCGGUACAGCUUUGAUUAAGUCAAGGAAGUCAUCUGAUGCUAAAUUGGAUUAUUCACAUAUCACGGUUGAGCUUAGGACACUGGAUGGGUUUGUGAAGGACAGUACACAAUGUGCUCCCAAUGGUUAUUAUUUCAUGCCAGUUUAUGACAAGGGUUCCUUUGUCAUAAAAGUCAAUGGCCCACAAGGCUGGUCAUGGGAUCCCGAACAAGUUCCUGUUGUUGUUGAUCAUGCUGGCUGCAACGGCAAUGAGGAUAUUAAUUUCCGCUUCACUGGCUUCACCCUAUCUGGAAGAGUAGUGGGAGCUGUUGGUGGAGAGAGCUGUUCAAAACAAAAUGGUGGCCCUUCUGGUGUAAAUGUUAAGCUUUUAUCUUCCACAGGGGAUCAUGUUUCAACUGCUUUAACAUCAUCCAGUGGAAGUUACCUGUUUACAAACAUCAUCCCAGGAAAAUACCAGUUACAUGCUUCACACAAGGAUUUCAAUGUUCAAGUUCAAGGUUCUACAGAGGUAGAAUUAGGGUUUGGAAAUGGUUUGGUUGAUGACAUUUUCUUUGUCCCUGGAUACGAACUUCGUGGUUCUGUAGUGGCACAGGGUAAUCCUAUUCUGGGAGUUCAUAUUUAUUUGUUCUCAAAUGAUGUAUUGGAGUUGGAUUGCCCUGAAGGCUCUGGUAAUGCCCCCGGGAAGAGGAAAGCUCUCUGUCAUGCUGUGUCAGAUGCUGAAGGAACCUUUUCAUUUAAAUCCAUACCUUGUGGGGCUUAUGAGCUUGUACCAUACUACAAGGGUGAAAACACAGUUUUUGAUGUUUCACCUCCUUCCAUACCGGUGUCUGUGGAUCAUGGUCAUGCAACGAUUUCCCAAAAGUUCCAGGUUACUGGAUUUUCUAUUGGGGGUCGUGUAGUUGAUGGAAACGGCAUCGGAGUCUAUGGUGUUAAAAUUAUUGUUGAUGGUCAAGAAAGGUCAACUACAGACAAAGAAGGAUAUUACAAACUUGACCAGGUUACAUCCAGUCGCUACACAAUAGAAGCAAAGAAAGAGCAUUACAAGUUCAAAAGAUUGGACAACAUACUGGUUUUGCCGAAUAUGGCAUCGAUUGCUGAUAUUCAGGCUGUUUCUUAUGAUGUGUGCGGUGUAGUUCAGAUGGAUAAUGGUUUCCAAGCAAAGGUAGCUCUGACUCAUGGACCAGAGAAUGUCAAACCUCAAGUUAAGCAGACGGAUGAGAGUGGUAAUUUCUGCUUUGAGGUCCCAGCGGGUGAAUAUCGGUUGUCUGCUUUGGCAGCCAAAUCUGAGAAUUCUCCUGGACUUGUAUUUUUACCACCAUAUGUUGAUGCUGUAGUCAACAGUCCAGUACUGAAUGUUCAAUUCUAUCAGGCACAAGUAAAUGUUAUUGGAGAAGUAGUUUGCAAGGGAAAGUGUGAUUCGUCGGUUUCUAUUUCGCUUGCAAGGCUUGAUGGAAAGAAGAAGGAAAGAAAAACUGUUUACUUGACUGAUGAUAGCAGUCAUUUCUCAUUUCUGAACAUUUUCCCUGGGAACUACAGGCUAGAGGUGAAGCACAGUUCCGCUGAAGAUACAUCAGUAGAUGAUAACUGGUGCUGGGACAAGAAAUUUAUUGAUGUCACUGUUGGGACUGAAGAUGUAAAAGGCAUCUCCUUCUUGCAGAAAGGUUAUUGGGUUAAUGUAAUUUCUACUCAUGAAGUUGAUGCCUACAUGAAUCAACCUGAUGGCUCACGUGUGGAUCUGAAAAUUAAGAAAGGUUUUCAGCGCCUUUGCGUGGAAUCUCCCGGAGUGCAUGAGAUUCAGUUUGUUGAAUCGUGCAUUUUCUUUGGAAGUGCUUCGUCGAAAAUUGAUACAUCAAAUCAAUCUCCUGUCUAUCUAAGGGGAGAGAAGUACCUUGUAAAAGGAAAAAUCCAUAUCGAGUCAAGUUCGCUAGACUCCGAGUUACCUGAAAAUAUACGGGUAACAAUGCUAAACCAUGAGGGUGUUCCUCUGGAUGGUACAACUGCCAGACUUGUACAUCAAGGAGAGGACCAGUCUACUAUUUAUGAAUACUCGGUUUGGGCUAUUCCUGGGGAAAAAAUCACUUUUUCUCCCCAAGAUUAUAGGAAAGAGGGUGAAAGACAAUUAUUGUUUUAUCCUAGGCAGCAUCAUGUUUCAGUCACACAUGAUGGUUGCCAAGCUGCCGUACCUACAUUCUCUGCUCGACUUGGAUUGUAUAUUGAAGGAUCUGUCAUCCCCCCUCUUUCGGGUGUUCAAAUCAAAAUCUUUGCCACUGAGGAUAGCAAUAAUGGCCUGCUUAAAAAGGGCGAUUUAGCUCUUGUAACUAUUACAGGUUCAGAUGGUCUAUUUGUUGGGGGGCCUCUAUACGAUGAUAUCGCAUACAGAACUGAAGCCUCAAAGCCUGGCUAUCACGUGAAACAAGUUGGACCUCAUUCCUUUUCUUGUCAGAAGCUGGGUCAAAUCUCGGUGCAUAUCACCUCUAAACAAGAUGCUACAGAACUUUUUCCUCCAGUAUUGCUGUCAUUGAGUGGUGAAGAUGGUUACAGGAACAACUCGAUUUCUGGUGCUGGUGGAGAAUUCCUGUUUGAUAACUUAUUUCCAGGAAGUUUUUACCUCCGCCCUCUGCUUAAGGAGUAUGCUUUCUCACCAUCUGCACAGGCAAUUGACAUUGGCUCUGGGGAGGCUAGGGAAGUCAUCUUUGAGGCUACACGAGUUGCUUACAGUGCUAUAGGCACAGUUAGCCUUUUGUCUGGCCAACCAUUGGAUGGUGUAGCAGUUGAAGCGAGAUCCGAAUCCAAAGGCUAUUACGAAGAGACAACAACCGAUUCAUCAGGAACUUACCGUUUGAGAGGCCUUCACCCAGACACAACCUACGCAAUUAAAGUUAUACACAGAGGUGACCUUGAAACCUCUAGAAUCGAAAGAGCCUCUCCAGAAUCUGUCACUGUGAAGGUCGGUUCAGAGGAUAUAAAGGGUCUAGACUUUCUGGUGUUUGAACAGCCAGAAAUAACCAUUUUAAGCGGCUUUGUUGAGGGAAAGAGAAUCAAAGAGCUAAAUUCACAACUAAGAAUUGAAAUCAAAUCUGCUGCUGACCCGUCUAGGAUCGAGUCCACUUUUCCCUUGCCAAUUUCAAACUUCUUUCAGGUAAAGGACUUGCCUAGGGGGAAACACCUUGUUCAGAUUCGUUCUUCUUUACCAUCAACCACACAUAAAUUUGAAUCCGAAGUUAUCGAGGUUGAUUUGGAUAGACAAACUCAAAUUCACCUCGGUUCAAUCCAAUACAGCUAUGAAGACAAUUAUCAGAGACAGGAAUUGACUACUGCCCCAGUAUAUCCUCUAAUAGUUGGAAUUUCAGUUAUUACUCUUUUCAUUAGUAUGCCAAGGUUGAAGGAUUUGUACCAAGCAACAUUGGGCAGUUAUGGUUCAAGCUCAGUUAGCAAUGUGAAGAAAGAGGUGAGGAAGCCGGUUUUGAGAAAGAAGACUUACUAAGGGAUAUAUUAUUUAGGGUUGGCCAUCUUCCAAGUAAAAUAGAGAUCUAAUUCGACUUUUUUCUAUUUACUCGGAUUUAUUAUUUUUAGGAACAGUUAUUUGUAGUAUUUAUUCUCCCGAACAAUUUUGAAGCCACCAUGGGAUGUAUUAUUAAUUGUUGUUUCAGAAAUUCAAACCCCCGUUAGGGUAGCUCAAAUUGAAAUAGUUUUGUUUAAA